GCCGUUAUCCGGGCACUUUUCAAUCGCAACACCGCCAUUUUGUCUGCGAAUAUGGCAUUGUCGAUGGAGAAAAAGAAACUUUCCGAGUUACGUGUUGUAGAUUUGAAAGCGGAGUUGGAGAAACGAAACCUUGACAAAGCCGGAGUUAAAGCUGUUCUGCUAGAAAGGCUGCAAAAGGCACUGACAGAAGAAGGUCAUGAUCCAGAAACUUUCUUGUUUGAAGUUUCUGAUGUAAUAACCAAGAAGUCGCCAGCAGCAAAAAAUGUUCCACGUGGGGAUCAGGCAGCAAGUGGCGAGGGUGAUGGAGAUGUGGAAGAUGAAGAAGACAUUGAAAAUGAGCAGGAGGAGGAAGAGUUGUUGGAAGACGAUGAAGCUCAAGAGGAGGAAGGAAUGAUGGAUGAAGCUGUCAUUAUGCUCAAUGAUGAGGAUUUACUGGUGCAGCAGGAUGAGCAGGAAGCAGAAGAUGAAACAGGGGCAUUUGAAGCCAUAGAAGAGGAUGCAAAUGAAGUUAAGCCUCUGGAUGAGGAAAGUCUGCAGGGUCAGGAAGGGGAAGAGGAAGAUGUGGGUCCAUCUACAAAUGAUCAGGAAGCAGCAAUGGAGAUUGACACUGCUUCGAUGGAGAACAGUCAGAACGAAAUUGAGAACUCUGAGUUGCAUGAAGAAGAGGCAGGUGAAAGCGAACGCAGCACCGAAGUAGCCUCUUCUGCUAGUGCUGCAGAGGCUGGCUCUGAGCUUAGCUUGUUUACUGGUGAUGCAUCUUUGGUUGCUUCUACUACAAGUGUUGCCAGUGAUUUCAACGAACAGACACAUGAGGCUUCUGCAGCUACAGAUGGCUGCACAGUAGAAACUGAAAUUGCUGCAGCCACUGUGAUCAAAUCGCCUGGUGCUUCCACAGCUGUCCAGAAACCAGUUGCUAUUUCCAAACCUACUACCACUACCACUGCUGCAAAGGCCUCCCCAGCUGGUACCAAAAAAGUAGGACAAGCUCCUCCCAAGCCAGCAACCUCCCCUGCUGCAAAACAGACUGCCACUUCACCCAAGAUGGCUGGAUUGGCAGCUCAGAAAGGAGGUGCAGCUUCACCCAGGGCAGCAGCUUCUGUAAAAACUGUCAGUGCAAAUAAACAGACUGUUUCAAACACUUCCAAGCCAGCCUCUGCAAACACUUCUUGUGCAGCUUCUGCUGCUUCAUCUAAGAUUGUGACUUCCACUCCAAAGCCAUCUUCCCACAUGAUAAAGUCAUCUUUAACAAAAAUUGCUGAUACUUCUACUAUUCCUGCAGCUACUGGUAGCAGCAUCUGUUCCAAAGAGGACAAAGCCCCCAUCUUUGAGGCUAAUGAUGAUUCCUUUGACGUGCAAGUGGACGAUACUAUGUUAAAUGAGAUUGAUGCAGACCUUCUUGAAAACAACCAAGGAGACGAGAAGGCAGCUUGCUCAGAGGCAGAUGCUGAGUCUGCCCCUGCAACAGAGACUGUCAGCACUUCUGUUGUGGAGACUCAACCAGCAGAGGAGACCAGCAGCAGUGCCAUGGAGGGCGAAUCACAAGAGCCAGUUCCAGCAGAAGGCGAGAGUGGAGACAAGUCCAAGGCAGAAGAAGAGACAACUGUAAAAGAUGACAAGAAGCCAGAAGAGAAAAAGGAUGAGAAAGAUGCAAAGGCCGUUAAGAGUGGAACACCAGCAAAACCUGUCAAAGGAAAAGAUGACAAAUCAGCUGCUGCACAUAGCCGCAAUCUGUGGGUGAGUGGCUUGUCUUCUUCAACAAGGGCUACAGAUCUCAAGGCGCUUUUUGGGAAAUAUGGAAAGGUUAUUGGAGCAAAAGUAGUUACAAAUGCACGGAGCCCUGGGUGGCGUUGUUAUGGUUUUGUCACAAUGGCUUCAGUGGAUGAAGCCACCAAAUGUAUCCAGCAUCUGCACCGCACUGAACUUCAUGGCAAGAUGAUCUCCGUGGAGCGGUUCUCAUCUUUCAAGGCCAAGACUGCAGGACCUGGUAAACUUACAACGCCAUCUAAAACCUCUGGUGAGUCUGCUGCUAAGUCUGUACUGGGAAAAAAGACAGAUGAGAAGAAGCCACUUGUUCAAAAGGAAGACAAAAAGGAUGAUGAAAAGGACCAAGGAAAGAAAAUUGUGAAGAAAGAUGAUGGAAAAGACUCCAAAGAAGAACAAAAGAAAGAUGCAAAAAAAGAAGAGGAGAAAAAAGGAGAUAAAAAAGAUGACCGACUUCCUCGAAGAGAUGAACAUCGCAAAGAUUCGCCACGCAGCCGACACAGUCAUGAUAACAGAAGCCGACACAGUCAUGAUAGAAGCCGACACAGCAGAGACAAGAGUAGCUUCAGCCAGUCCAGUCGUGAAAGAAGCAGGCAUUUAGAAGCUGAGAGAACAAGAGAGCAGAGAGAAAGGGACAUCCUUUCCUUUGAAAAAAUUAGAGCUGAACGAGAGCGAGAACGACUGCGUCAGAAAGAGAUUCAGCUGCGCAAUGAGGAGAGAUUCAGAAUGGAACAGCUUGAGCAGGAGAGAAUGCGGCAGAAAAUGAUACGUAGGAAGCAAAGAGAGGAACAACUACAGCUAGAGAAAGAAAAGGAGAGAAUUAGGCUGGAGCGAGAGAAGUUGGAGUUUGAAAAAAUGGAAACAGAGCGUAUGAGACUGGAGAGCAAAAGGCUGAAGCGUGAAGCAGAGGAAAAGUUGCGUCGAGAACAACAGAGACUUAUUGAAGAAAGACGUGCUUUGAAGAGACCGGCCCCACCCUCAAAGGGUCGAUUAGAUUCUGGAGAAUUCUGGGAUGAGCCAAAGCAGCCUCGCAAAGACACAGGGUUUAAACAUGGGUACUCUGACAGGUUCAACGACCGUAAUGAUGGAUUUGAGCGUAAAGUAGAGAAGUAUGAUAGACGGGAUCCAGGGGCUCGAUUCGACUCCAGGCGUGAUGAGUUUUCUCGAUCUGAGAGAGACAGAGAUGAUAGAAGAUCUCCAGAGCGAGGUUUUGACAAUGAUUUUGACAGUGACCGACGAGAGUUUCGCCGUGAUGACCGAGGAUCAAUGGGUCAUGUCCACGACAGUCGAGGUGGCCAUCGUGAUGCACGUGAUGAGUUUGGCAGCCGCGACAACCGUAGCAUGUCUGGUGGUGGAGUAGGAAACAGCAGUCGAGGACGGAAUACUGUAAGAGCAGGAUCCCCAGGACGUCAUGAUAGUCGAAAAGGACCUGGAGGCCCAAGACAGCAAUGGGGAGGCCCUGCAGAUGGCAAGGUGGAUAGCGGCUGGGGUCGAGUAGAGAGCAGUGGUGGUGGUGGUGAUCGAUGGAUGGGGUCAAGCAGCAUGAGUGGAUCUCAACACAACAGGGGCAGUGGUGGCGGCUAUGGCAGCCAUGGUUCAGGUGUUACCUCUUCAGGCAUGGGUGGUAACAUGUACAUGGGAUCAGGACCAUCACAGAGCAGUAGCCUAAUGAUGGGAGGCAGCGGUGUGUCCCGUCAGGGAGAUAAUCGUUUUAACAUUGCAGCCAUCACAGCUAGGAGGUUUUAGCCAUUUGACCUGUUGACUUAUUUCUCGAGUAAGACUUGGAUGAUCAACCAUCAUUAAUUAUGUGUGUGUGCAUGGAGAAGCCUCUUAGUGUGAAGAUGACUUAACAGGACUUAUGGUGCGGGUAUAUCAUCUCCUUUCUCGUGCUUUGGUUACCCGUGGGUUUGUGAAGACUAGGGAACGUUGUCAGAUCAGAUAUGAUUGGGUAAUAGAUAUGAGUGCUCGUCUGGUUUACAGCGUUUCAUUAUAUACACAUAUGUAUUCAAGUUUUAUCAGAAGCAAGCCUUUCAUGUUAUCAGUUGGAGAAUUCAUUCAAGUUGUCAGUUUACAAUGUUGACUUUCAGAAGUGACGUUUUUAUAACGGGGAAUACAGUGAGGUAAAAGUUUUUUUAAAGUUACUGUCAUUGUCAUCCAAAAAUCCAUUUUUGUGAGGCUACUUAAAUAAAGUCAGCUGUUAUUAUUUUUGGA
Pomacea canaliculata is the source of this 3972-nucleotide messenger RNA. RefSeq names its product scaffold attachment factor B2-like. Lineage: Eukaryota; Metazoa; Mollusca; Gastropoda; Architaenioglossa; Ampullariidae. The coding region runs from base 52 to 3507 and encodes 1151 amino acids. Gene Ontology annotation, biological process: regulation of mRNA processing; regulation of transcription by RNA polymerase II. Gene Ontology annotation, cellular component: nucleus. Gene Ontology annotation, molecular function: sequence-specific DNA binding; RNA binding. The transcript is spliced from 18 exons. The record is from RefSeq and is a predicted model, not a curated record.